Molecule: messenger RNA, 1240 nt
Organism: Owenia fusiformis
Lineage: Eukaryota; Metazoa; Annelida; Polychaeta; Sabellida; Oweniidae
Source: the annotation of a GenBank genome assembly
CAGGUCUUCCCCAUAGUGAAUCAAGAAGAAUAAGUACUGUAUCAGAUUCUAAUCACAGUAAAUCAAAGAGAAUAAGUGCUGAACCAGAUUCUCAUCAAAGUGAAUCAAGAACAAGUGCUGUACCAGAUUCUCAUCACAGUGAACCAAGGAGAACAAGUGCUGUACCAGAUUCUCAUCAUAGUGAUUCAAGGAGAACAAGUGAUGUACCAGAUUCUCAUCACAGUGAUUCAAGGAGAACAAGUGUUGUACCAGAUUCUCAUCACAGUGAUUCAAGGAGAACAAGUGCUUUACCAGAUUCUCAUCAUGGUGAAUCAAGGAGAACAAGUGCUGUACCAGAUUCUCAUCACAGUGAACCAAGGAGAACAAGUGCUGUACCAGAUUCUCAUCACAGUGAUUCAAGGAGAACAAGUGCUGUACCAGAUUCUCAUCACAGUGAUUCAAGGAGAACAAGUGUUGUACCAGAUUCUCAUCACAGUGAUUCAAGGAGAACAAGUACUGUACCAGAAUCUCAUCACAGUGAAUCAAGGAGAACAAGUACUGUACCAGAUUCUCAUCACAGUGGACCAAGGAGAACAAGUGCUGUAUCAGAUUCUCAUCACAGUGAACCAAGAAGAACAAGUGCUGUACCAGAUUCUCAUUACAGUGAAUCAAGGAGACAGGGUGUUGCACCAGAUUAUCAUCACAGUGAUUCAAGGAGAACAAGUGCUGAACCAGAUUCUCAUCACAGUGAUUCAAGGAGAACAAGUGCUGUACCAGAUUCUCAUCAUGGUGAAUCAAGGAGAACAAGUGCUGUACCAGAUUCUCAUCACAGUGAACCAAGGAGAACAAGUGCUGUACCAGAUUCUCAUCACAGUGAUUCAAGGAGAACAAGUGCUGUACCAGAUUCUCCUCACAGUGAUUCAAGGAGAACAAGUGCUGUACCAGAUUCUCAUCACAGUGAUUCAAGGAGAACAAGUACUGUACCAGAAUCUCAUCACAGUGAAUCAAGGAGAACAAGUACUGUACCAGAUUCUCAUCACAGUGGACCAAGAAGAACAAGUGCUGUACCAGAUUCUCAUCACAGUGAACCAAGAAAAACAAGUGCCGUACCAGAUUCUCAUUACAGUGAAUCAAGGAGACCACGUGCUGUACCAGAUUCUCAUCACAUUGAAUCAAGAAGAACAAGUGUUGCACCAGAUUAUCAUCACAGUGAAUCAAGGAGAACACGUGCUGCACCAGAUUCUCAUCACAGUGAAUCAAG